AUGAAGCUGCUGCUACUGUGCCUGGGGCUGACCCUGCUCUGUGUCCAUGGUCAAGAGAAGCGUGACGUGGUGACCAGCAACUUCGAUAUGGCAAAGAUUUCCGGGGAGUGGUAUACUGUUCUCUUGGCUGCAGACUCGAUGGAAAAGAUAGAAGAAAAUGGUAGCUUCAGAAUGUUUAUGGAAUACAUCCAGGCCUUGGAUAACUCUUCUCUGUUACUCAAGUAUCAUAAGGAGAUCAACGGAGAGUGCACUGAACUUCCUUUUGUUGCUGAUGAGACAGAAGAGGAGGGUGUAUAUGAUGUUCCCUAUGAUGGAUACAAUUGGGUACAAAUAGCCGAAGCAGUCUACAAUGAAUAUCUUAUUUCUUAUACCUUGAAUAUUGAUCAUGAGAAAAUAACCAAGAUUAUCGAGCUCGAUGCCAGAAACCCAGAUGUGAGUCCACAACCCAAGAAAAGGAUUGAGGAACAUUGCCAAAAGUAUGGAAUCCCAACAGAAAAUGUAGUGGAUGUGAGCAAUGCUGAAACUCAUUCGGUUUCUCUCUGGGCAAUAAGAGGAUGCUUGUUGACUGUGUUCUGUUCUGCCUCUGCAGACCCCUGUUCCCAGGCCCCAGGGAACCAUGGAUCCCAGAGCUCCAGUGCAGAGUGA
Messenger RNA from Artibeus jamaicensis (Jamaican fruit-eating bat), 645 nucleotides. Its product is annotated as major allergen Equ c 1-like. The record is from RefSeq and is a predicted model, not a curated record. Lineage: Eukaryota; Metazoa; Chordata; Mammalia; Chiroptera; Phyllostomidae. Gene Ontology annotation, molecular function: small molecule binding; odorant binding.